UAUGCGACAAAUUUGGGUUGCUAUCGGACGAAACCGGUGUACAUCCAGGUCAUGGUCCGGAUGGAAUCCACAUCAGGCCUCUCUGCCUGGUUUGAAUCUUGUCACUAGACGGGGUUUGUGAGCGUGCACUCGGGUGGGCACAGGAAUGUCCAUACUUUGCUCACCAGCCUUUGGGGCGUUGAAUCUUCCUCAUUUCGCGGAUGGCAUACUGCAAUGGCGAGUUCCAAAUCACGACUGACGACUCUACGAACUUGCACGUCACGAAUGGCCAACUAUACAUCACCCCGACGCUCACCAGCGACAAUCUCGACGGUGGCUAUCCGGCGAUCUUCGACGGCGGUUCAUUCGAUUUGGGUGACAGUUGCUCGACAGAUAACACGACUGCGUGUUCGAUCAAGUCGUCCAACGACACCGGUACCGUCAUCAACCCCGUCACCUCGGCUCGUAUCAACACGAAGGGCCACUACCAGCUCAAGUAUGGCAAGGUCGAGGUCGUGGCCAAACUUCCUCAGGGUGACUGGCUUUGGCCUGCCAUCUGGAUGCUGCCCAACAGCACCGACGUGUACGGACAGUGGCCGAUGUCUGGCGAGAUCGAUAUCAUGGAGGCUCGUGGCAAUGCAGCGUCCUAUGCCGGCCAGGGAGUGAACUACGUGCGCUCGUCGCUGAACUACGGCCCGCUGGCAGCGUUGUACACCACGCUGUACGGAUGGUGGAGCGAGAAGCAGUCUACGUUCGCCGACGACUUCCACACGUACACACUCGAGUGGACGGAGGACUUCAUGCGGCUCUACGUCGACACGCGCCUCGACGCCAUGCUCACGGUCAAGCUCCAGGGCAAGAGCGGCAAGAGCUUCUUCAACCGCGGUGGUUACCCCAGCACCACGCAGAACGGCUCUAGUGAGGCCGUCGUCUCUAACAUAUGGGAGCAGGCAGGCGGAGGCCCGAAUGCGCCGUUCGACCAGGAGUUCUACCUGCUUAUUGACUUGGCCGCUGGAGGUACGAGCGGGUGGUUCCCUGACAACGUCGGUGGCAAGCCGUGGUAUGAUGGCUCGGACUCGGCUAUGCGCGAGUUCGCGGAGGCGCAGGCGACAUGGUCGGGCACUUGGCCGUCGAGCACCGACGACCGGUCCUUCAGGAUCAAAUCGGUCAAGAUGUCGAAGCUGUGCUGAUUGUGUUUACGGGCCCUCUCGAAUCCUCUCCGCUUGCUCUACCAUUGCUCUCGAACAUCACCAUGCUUCCGCUCCCAGCAUCCAACAUCUGUCUCAUUGUUCGCCAACUUGUGUGUAUACCCUGCGGGGGCCUACUGCUAUACAUCGCCACGGACAUCGACGAUCGCG
Messenger RNA from Fomitopsis serialis, 1337 nucleotides. RefSeq names its product concanavalin A-like lectin/glucanase domain-containing protein. Gene Ontology annotation, molecular function: hydrolase activity, hydrolyzing O-glycosyl compounds. The transcript is spliced from 5 exons. NCBI's taxonomy places the organism in Eukaryota, Fungi, Basidiomycota, Agaricomycetes, Polyporales, Fomitopsidaceae. Bases 201 to 1169 code for a protein of 322 amino acids. Gene Ontology annotation, biological process: carbohydrate metabolic process. The record is from RefSeq and is a predicted model, not a curated record.